This is a messenger RNA of Coturnix japonica (Japanese quail), 5446 nucleotides long. It is a transcript of the gene MGAT4C, whose product is annotated as MGAT4 family member C. The record is from RefSeq and is a predicted model, not a curated record. Gene Ontology annotation, biological process: protein N-linked glycosylation. Lineage: Eukaryota; Metazoa; Chordata; Aves; Galliformes; Phasianidae. Gene Ontology annotation, molecular function: acetylglucosaminyltransferase activity.
AAUAAUUUGAUGAUUUCUGUCAUUUAGUAAACAGAUUAUGAAAAUGCACUUGCCUGGGGGUCUUGUUUAAUAAUUCAGGCAACUUAGUUUUUACUUAUUUAUUUAUUUAUUUAUUUGCUAUAUUCAGUGGUUAAGCUGCAAACACCUGCCACCCCUGCUCCCCAAAGAGGCAGCUUCUUCUGUUCUCCAAGUGAGAAUAAAAAAUGACAGAAACAGUAAAACACCCUGAGUGUGUCUGUAUAGUGGUUAGAGAGACACACUGCAAUUUGUGGCUGGCAGUUUAGGGUUAAGGUAUGAUUCCAGGUGAGAGAAGCCAAUGAGAGGACGCCCGGUUGAUGUGUCUGACAUCAUCUUGCUCGGAGCACCCAGCCCGGCCGGGGCAGCUCCCAGCCGCGGUUCCAGCCCCGCCGUGAUGGAUGCCGGCAGCCUCGCGCUGGGAGCCCCUUAUCUCGCUGCCGUGUGAGGCCCAAGGACCGCUCGAGCUGCCGGCUCACACCCGGCGUGGCCAGAUCGAGCAGAACCAAUUGUUUUCUCUGUGUCUGAUGCUGGAACCGUAUCACUAGAACUCAGAUGAUACUCAUCACCUGGGACGAUCACUGGAGAAUGUGUCUAUCUUCUUUUGGAGGGAUGCCAGGAAGGACACGGAAAUGUGCAGUUCUUAAAAACACACUAUAGAACAAACCAUGAAGGUGAUGCUACCGUAUGCCUUUCUUCAUAUGAGACACAACUGGAAAUAUUUUGAUAAAAUGAGAUGCUUGCGGAAACGAUCAGCAGUGUCAUUCUUAGGAGUCCUUGUCAUUUGCCUGCUGUUCAUGAACCUGUACAUUGAAGAUGGUUAUGUUUUGGAAGGGGACAAGCAAUUAAUCAGAGAAACAGCCACGCACCAGCUCAACCCAGAGCGUUAUGCUCACACGUACAAAGAUUUGUCUAAUUUCUCAGGAUCUAUAAACAUUUCCUAUCGCUACCUAGCUGGCACGCCUUUGCCGAGGAAAAGAUAUCUUACAAUUGGGCUAUCUUCUGUGAAACGGAAAAAAGGAAACUACUUACUCGAGACCAUCAAGUCCAUAUUUGAACAGUCAAGUUAUGAGGAACUUAAAGAAAUCACAGUGGUAGUACAGCUGGCAGAUUUUGAUUCAGCUUGGUGUGAUGUGAUGGUCCAGGAUAUUUCACAGAAAUUUGCACAUCACAUAAUUGCAGGCAGACUAAUAGUUAUUCAUGUCCCUGAGGAGUAUUAUCCAAUACUGGAUGGUCUCAAGAGAAAUUACAAUGACCCAGAAGACCGAGUUAAGUUUCGAUCCAAACAAAAUGUUGAUUAUGCUUUCCUGCUCAACUUCUGUGCUAAUCUUUCCGACUAUUAUGUGAUGCUAGAAGACGAUGUUCGCUGUUCAAAGAACUUUUUGACCACUGUUAAGAAAGUAAUUACCUCAAGAGAAGGAUCUUACUGGGUAACUUUGGAAUUCUCCAAACUGGGAUAUAUUGGAAAGCUUUACCAUUCCCAUGAUCUCCCACGCCUGGCUCAUUUUUUGUUGAUGUUUUACCAAGAAAUGCCUUGCGAUUGGCUGCUGAUACACUUUCGAGGGCUGUUAGCUCAAAAAGAAGUGAUACGUUUUAAGCCAUCACUGUUCCAGCACAUGGGAUACUAUUCAUCUUACAAAGGAGCUGAAAACAAACUAAAGGAUGAUGACUUUGAAGAGGAAUCAUUUGAUGUCCCUGACAACCCACCUGCAAACUUGCACACCAAUAUGAAUGUAUUUGAAAAUUACGAAGCAAGCAAGGCUUACAGCAGUAUUGAUGAAUACUUUUGGGGCAAACCUCCUUCUACAGGGGACUUUUAUGGCAUUGUAUUUGAAAAGCCCAUCAAAAUCAGUAAGAUUAAAGUUGUCACUGGAACUGAAGAUCGACAAAAUGACAUUCUGCGUCAUGGGGCUUUGGAAGUUGGAGAGAAGAUUGUAGGAAGUAAAACAGGGAGAAAAUGUACCACGUAUUUGAGACUAGGGGAAUUCAAAAAUGGGAAUUUUGAAAUGACAGACGUAGAGCACAAAGUCUUGUUUGAUAUUAGCUGCAUGAGAAUUCUUGUUACCAAAAGUCAAAAAGAGUGGUUAAUCAUUAGAAGCAUUAGCAUCUGGACUUCUCAAACAUCAAGUCAAUAAAACGAAGCUACCUGAGAAGGUACAGAUUAAAUGCAAUCAGCUGGGUCCCAAAUGGUACCAUUUCCCAGAUAAACUGACUUAUUUCCAACUCUUUCCUAGAGACACAGGAAAUCUGGGUAAAUACUAAAAUUAUCAAAGCAAUUUAUUUUUUACUAGUUUGGCCAGGCAAUACACAAGCAUUUAUUUGUUGAAAAUUUUGAAUUUUAUAGGAAAUGCAAAGUUCUGAAACUUUUAUUGAGAUCUUGAAUCCUUUUUUUUUUUUUUUUUUUUUUUUAAAAAAAAUAUAUAUAUAUAAUUUCUCUUUAUAGAGAGAUUUUCUGUACAAUACAGAUCAAAACAAAACAUACUAUAAUUACUGGGAAAUUUAAAGCUAUGACCAGUAUGUUGUGAACAGAAGUUGGAUUCCACCUUAUGCACAUAAAAUGUAAAAUGUUAUGGUAGUAUGCGUUUGUAAAAUAGUUGGUGAUAUGUUUCUUUUAAAGGUAAUUGUGACAAGGAUGUCUGUCCUGAAACUGGCAAUUUCAUUCUAAGAACUGUAAGAAAAUACUGUGGGUAGUCACUGAAAAUUCUUUUCAAAUGGGAAUGUAUGCAAAAUUAUGAAUCUGCCAUGAUUACUCUGUGAAAAAUAGAUAAUUGCGUCUAUUAUUCUGUCUCAACAAAUAUCCUUUAUUCUUUCUCCUAGGUUAAAUACUACUAAUAUUUUAUAUUAGUUAGGAGAACAAUUUCAUCUUAUUCAAAUAAAAUUCCUCAUAGUAAGCAAGCAUUCUGCUUGAGUACAGGUGUCAGUAUCAAAUCCAGGCACCCCAAGGGCAACAUUUCUUUCUUAGGCAUCUUAACAUAUUUAACUUUCAUAACUUUCUGUUCUUUUAGUUUGCAGAACUCCCUGUGAAAAUUAUGUACACAGCUGCUGUAUUCUUCCUGACAAUUGCUCUGCCUUCCCUACUUAGAUGUCUGGUCUAUAUAUGUUGCAAAUGUAAAGUGUACCAGGUAAAACAACUGAAAAUGAAUGUUACAUCAUUCUUUACUGGCUGAUGUCCAGGCAAUAGACCAGAUGUAAAAUGAAGACGCUUAAUUUAAGGAUCAAUUAAUAUGUUUCCUAUCUUUUUUUCCUAUCAUUCUCUAAAUUUUAUCACAUUGGUCCUGUUGCCACCUUUUCAUAGCCUCGAGUUUUUCCCUAUAAAUUUAUUUUGUCUGGCUUGAGCCAAUAAGCAGAAAGCUUCCUCAGUCCUAAUGACUUCAAUGUAAUCUCUGGAUUUCCAUUGGAUUACACAGGGAGGCUGUAUGGCUACAUGAUUUAUAUUACAUGAAUACAUUUGCAUGAGUAGAAUCUACAGGGUUAUUCUUUUCUUCUAAGAAAUUCUGCAGACAUUCUCAGAAGAAACUAAAAACUCUGUAGGUAUAACAAAUGUGACACAGAUGAGCACUGUAUUAUCAAACCCAUGAAUACUGUGGCUAUCAUCUAAUUACAUGAAUGGAUUUUAGUUAAACCUGGGAGGCAAAGAUUAAAUUUCAAGAAUUCCUGCACUGACCAAGAAUGAACUAACUACUGUACUCAGUACAUCCAAACUUGACAUAGCUAUUUCAGAAAAGUAAGUUACUUGAAAACCUACACAAAACAGCAAUGAAAUUGCUUUUCCUGAUUCAUAAAUCCUGCUAAAUUCAAGUCCAGGUUUGGAAAAUCUCCUACUCAGAGGCAGGUACAUUUUAAAAUAUAUCUAAUACUACAUGCUUAUACAUAACUCAAAAAAGCAUCCUUUCCUUUAAGAAGAGACUUUUCUCCUUAAUACACAACUAAAUCUCUUCUCAUAUUUCUAUGGAAAGACAUCUUAAAAGCAACAUACAUGUCCAAUCUGGAAAGGAAAAUAUCACUUUUUUAAAAUGACUUUUUUUUUUAAAUGAAAAAUAUGCACCAUUCUCAAAUGGUUAUAAAAACUUAAAAAAGGAACUGCUUUUUAACAGUGAUUACCCAUGACUAUCAACUUACUAGUUGAUAAUUAGUUAUGAGUCGACAAUAUGGUUUUAAAUGAAAUGUCUUUCUACAUUUCCUUUCCUUGAUCAUCAGCUAUUAGUGCCAAAGCAAAUAUAACUAGGCUAACUAGGAAUGUUUACUUUUAUUCAGAAAUGCAGUAUUUCCAACCAAAUCUUCCAAAUCAGGAUGGAGAACAUACUCAGUCUAUAUGUUCUAUAAUGAAAAGUCAGUAAUGUUACUGUAAUCUAAACCAUGCACAGUAUGAAUGGGUGAUAUGCAUUAAAUGCUCUCAGCAAAAGCUUUAAAGAGUAUUUUAUGAACUAUAAAUCAAAAUAAUCAGUUCAACUGUGCAAAAACUUACCUAAUAAAACAUUUUUAGUCAGGCUUAUAGUAAAAAUAAUUUUAAGUUGGAGUCUAAAUAACAGUCCCUCAGAAAUGCAAUUUCAAAUUGAGGCCUAGACACUAGCAUCUGAUGCCUGGCCAUGAUGCAACAGCUGGGAGGAGCUGGACAUGCCAGUUGAACAGUGGAAUGCCUGAAAAUGAUGAAAACAACUUCUUAUGCUAAAUUUGCUGAUUCUAUGCAUUUAGGAGACUGUACCCUUCUGAACUAUAGCUUGUGUGUGAAAAGAGUCACAAUACUUAUUACCAUUCCUUUGAUAGCAGAACACAACUGCUUUCCUUUCUAAAACACUAGCAGUGAAUUUUAUCUCCUGCACCAUACAGAUGUGGCAAUAAAACUCAUCUGGUUUCAGGCUUUUCCCUGUCUGAGAGGCUCAAAUCCACGGAUAACAAGCAUUUGCCCUCGAAGGAAGUUUGCUUCAGGUGUCGGUAGUGGUAUGCUCUGGGAAUGAGAGGUAUGCUUAAUUCCUCCUCUUUUAUUUUAUUUGAGAACAAAAAAAAAAAAAAAAAAUAAAUUAAAGACUCAUUUAACGCAGGAGAAGCAAGAACACUGUCCCAUAGAAUGCCUGAGCACUCACUUGAGUGUGUGGGUUCCACUUCCUCUUCCAAGUAAUGCACAUUUUACCCAACACAUUAAAAUGAAAAUUGUUGCCAACUAUUUUUUUCUGCCAAAAAAAUACCCCCCAACACCACAAAAAAAAAAAAUAAAUAAAUAAAAUAAAAUAGUGUUAGUUGGUUUUCAGACAGAUUUCAGAAAGAUAUAAUUGAGAUAUUUUUUCCUCAUGUGUUAAGAAAAGUGAUUGCCUUCAGAAAGAGAAAGAUUUAACUGGAAGUGUAUAUGUUCACUGAUGCUUCCCAAAGUUUGGAUUUUCUUUUUUCUUUUUUUAUAAAUACACUGAUUAAACAAAAUAUUGGCAGUGUCUCUGUU